This is a messenger RNA of Guillardia theta CCMP2712, 213 nucleotides long. RefSeq lists its product as hypothetical. Gene Ontology annotation, biological process: activation of GTPase activity; nucleocytoplasmic transport. Gene Ontology annotation, molecular function: small GTPase binding; GTPase activator activity. The transcript is spliced from 2 exons. The annotation marks the transcript as partial. Gene Ontology annotation, cellular component: cytosol; perinuclear region of cytoplasm; nucleus. The record is from RefSeq and is a predicted model, not a curated record. NCBI's taxonomy places the organism in Eukaryota, Cryptophyceae, Pyrenomonadales, Geminigeraceae.
AACUCCACGGUGCAGAGCCUCUGGCUGGGCGACAACAUCAUCGGCGAUGCUGGGGCGACAUCGAUAGCGUCGGUCUUGCGAAACAACAGCGCGUUGCUGGAGAUCAAUCUUUGCUCGAACAGGAUCGGGGACGACGGGGCGACCGCCCUCUCGGACGCGCUGAGCGUCAACCAAACCCUGACCGAGCUGUACCUCAAUAGGAACAGCAUCGGA